Messenger RNA from Rhinichthys klamathensis goyatoka, 737 nucleotides. Its product is annotated as peripheral myelin protein 22-like. The coding region runs from base 100 to 585 and encodes 161 amino acids. The record is from RefSeq and is a predicted model, not a curated record. NCBI's taxonomy places the organism in Eukaryota, Metazoa, Chordata, Actinopteri, Cypriniformes, Leuciscidae. Gene Ontology annotation, cellular component: plasma membrane. The transcript has 5 exons.
UGGUGGGAGAGGUGAGAGUAAAGAUCUCCAGUCGACACAGAUCUCCUCUGGAAGUGUGCAGUUGCUCUCCUCCUGUGAUCGGCCUUCUGUUAUUCAGUCAUGUUGGUGUUACUCGCUGCCAUCUUCCUCCUCCACCUCGGCUGCAUCGCUCUGCUGCUGGCCGCCACCAUCCAUAACGCGUGGUGGAUGACCAACACUGUGUCCACUGAUAUCUGGGGUCGCUGGACUCUGGAACACGGCGGACAGUGGAACUACACUGAGAUUCCUAACAUCUUUGCCAAAGAGUACCUGCAGGCGGUUCAGGCCAGCUCUGUGCUCGCGUGUAUCUUCUGCAUCCUGGGCCUGUUCGUGUUCGUGGCUCAGCUCUACACACUACCUAAAGGAAGACGCUUUCUGUUCACUGGAGUCUUCCAGCUGCUGGCCUUUCUGUGCAUCAUGAUCGCGGCCUCCAUCUACACGGAGAUCUUCCAUAAGAACGAAGCGGACGGCUGGUACGGAGCCUCCUUCGUCCUGGCCUGGAUCUCCGUCUGCCUCACCUUCCUCUCCUGCGUCACCUACUUCAUCCUGCGCAAGAAAACUGCGUGAAGAACAACACACACACACACACUCAAAGACUACAUGACAAACACACACACUCUCCAUCAGCAGAUGUUUAAACGCUCGUGUUGUUUUUAUCCUCUGGUCUCAGGCUGCGCUCGAGUGUUUCCAGCAUCUGCAGAUCAGCAUAUGAUUAUAUA